This is a messenger RNA of Debaryomyces hansenii CBS767, 900 nucleotides long. RefSeq names its product Mn(2+) transporter. The transcript has a single exon. Gene Ontology annotation, molecular function: metal ion transmembrane transporter activity. Gene Ontology annotation, biological process: transmembrane transport; zinc ion transport. Lineage: Eukaryota; Fungi; Ascomycota; Pichiomycetes; Serinales; Debaryomycetaceae. The coding region runs from base 1 to 900 and encodes 299 amino acids. Gene Ontology annotation, cellular component: membrane. The record is from RefSeq and is a predicted model, not a curated record.
AUGAAUGAUGGGCUUAAGAGAGCAGUGGAGAGUGUGGUACUAGCUCUAAUAAUGGGAUUGACCUCUUAUUCAGUGGGUUUGAUACCGUUAAGGCUUCCUUUAUCACAAAAGCAAAUAAAUUUAACUUCAUUUUUUAGUAUGGGGAUAAUAUUGGGAACUGCGUUAGUUAUUGCUAUUCCCGAAGGAAUUGAAACAUUAUACCAAUCGGUAGGUGACAAUAACAAUGAAUUAAUUCCUAGAUAUAUUGGUUUAGGAUUAGUAGCGGGUUUUAUCAUUAUGUACAUUAUUGAUCAUUUAUAUGUUAUUUUACAUUCCUUCAACAUUGAAUUGAAGUCUAUUAAUGAAAUUCAUUACAGUGGAUCAUAUAGAGAGUUAUUUACAUCCAUAUUUACAUCGUCAUUAACAUUAGGACUUAUUUUUCACGCAAUGAUUGAUGGAAUAUCACUAGGUUCAUCGUUUAGUAAAUCCCAUGAAGAGAGCUCAAUUGGAUUAAUACUCUUUACUAUGAUUAUUAUUCAUAAAUUGCCAACUUGCUUUAGUCUUUCGUCGUUAUUAAUGAAAGAAAAAAUGAAUACUUCAGUUCUAAAGUUUCAUAUAUUAAUAUUUGCAUCUAUAACUCCAUUAAGCUCAAUAUUAACAUUUAUAUUCAUGUCCUUAUUUCAAUUACAAAAUGAUUUUAUUGUUGGCAAUUUACUUGUGUUCAGCGGUGGUACUUUUCUCUACGUGGUAACGCACGUAAUGCUAGAAGUCUCGUCUACAGACAAUACUAUCCCGCAAUCUAGUGGGAGUGAGGAUACAUUAUAUUACUCUCAUCAAUCACCAAUUGAAGGAAUUGAUUUACUCGCAUCAUUAAUAGGUACAGGUGUACCGAUUUUGAUUAGUUUCUUUGGAGAACAUUGA